AUGAUACUCAUCUGGGUGAUCCCCGGACUGACUCUGCCCACACCCCCUCCACCUGAAAGGAAGGCUAAUAGCCCGGUUGUCAUCACACCAAUCAACAACUCAGCUGGCACGAUCGAGACGGUCAAACGAGGCAUCCAAUCUAUAAAACAAUGGUGCCCAACGGCUUACGAGGUCUGUCCCACGAUCAUACAAACAUUGCAACAGGAAAUGGCAGAAAUCCAAGAUGCCGAUCAGUUAAUGCAUCAUCAACGGCAAAAACGCGGAGCACUGAACAUCGUUGGAAAUAUCGCGAAUGGGCUGUUCGGAGUACUCGAUGAUCAGUACGCCAAACGGAUGGAAGAAAUUAUUGGUAAACUAAGAACCCAAGAAAGCAUCACGCAUAAAAUAGUAGAGAACCAGACGUCAGUUCUGGAUACCACCAUCAACAUUAUGCGAAGGACGACGAUCGAAACGCAGAAGAGGAUGCAGGACGUAGAAGCCAGCCUGGCCAGAAUCAAAGUGAGAAGCCAUGCGGCUGAUCGGUAUCUGCCACAUGCAGUUUCAGAGUUGGUCAUCGUGGCAAGUCACAUUCGUCGAGUCCAGGAUGCUGUUUUAAAUGUGAUAAUCGGGGCACACGAAGGAAAAUUGAGCCCUGCAUUGGUGUCGGUAGAACAAGUGAAACAGGUGAUCACAAAAAUACAAACACACCUUCCACAGGGAAGACGAUUACCCAUCACAAGUGAGACAGCACGAGACUUAUAUCGACUGGCGAUCACAAGGGUACAAGAAACCGAGGACUUACUAAUGUUCCAUACGAGUGUUCCAUUAGUCGAAGAAGACGAAUUCACAGUAUAUCGGAUGGAGUCAAUUCCACAAAUAACGAGAGAAGGCCAGGUGAUAACCAAGACGGAAACAAAAUAUCUAGCAGUCGAUGAUCAUCGGAAACACCACUUUGCGAUCAAUCAAGAACACCUAAGUCAGUGUAUCAGCGGGACGAAUGGAAAUAAGGUAUGCGAGUUUAAGCAUACACUAUUGGGCCCGGACGCCCAUCAACUCCCUUGUACGAUGGCGGCACUAUCAAGACAUCGGGCAAGGUAA
This is a messenger RNA of Drosophila ananassae, 1077 nucleotides long. RefSeq lists its product as uncharacterized. The coding region runs from base 1 to 1077 and encodes 358 amino acids. The transcript has 2 exons. NCBI's taxonomy places the organism in Eukaryota, Metazoa, Arthropoda, Insecta, Diptera, Drosophilidae. The record is from RefSeq and is a predicted model, not a curated record.